GGAAAGGGGGUAAGACAGAGUUUUACUGAUCGAGAGGGAUAGAGUGAUUGUCUGGCGGAGAUGGACAUGGAGAGGGAACGGGAGAGUGGUGAGAAUGAGGAGAAGAGAUGUGAGAAAAAAGAGAGGGAGAGUGGUGCCGAGGACGCACGCAGUCUGGCUCCAGUCGAUGAACCGUGCCGGUCAGACUCAACUGACAACGAACACCACCAGCUCCUCAAGCUCCAGUGUGAUGGUUCUAACAGCAUUGACAGUCCAUCUGGCGACUUGAAGCGAUUAACAAGCCAUAGCCAUGGCCAUGGCGAUGAUCAUCAUGGCAUUGACGGUAACGGCCAUGUCAAGAAGCUGAGUUGGAUAGGAAGGAUUUGCGAGUUCCGGACGAGGGCCGUCUUCGUGUACGAGAGCUUGUUUAUUCUGUCGGCCCUGGCAGUGUACAAAUUUUGCACAAGGGAUACGGAGUUGUCCUGGUGGCGGGGUGUGUACACGUCAGCCGCCGUCCCGUCCCGGCGGCCGCCGCCGAUCGUUGUCCCCUGCGACGUUGAUUGGCUAGCGUUCCGCCUGCACUAUCCUAAUUCCGAUCCCGACUACACGUGGAAUCACACGACUGGCCUUCCGUCCGCAUGCUCUGCUGAGAGCAGCGCACGCAAUGACGAGGAUGAUCGUCCGUCGGGGUCCCGAUUCUUCCUAAGCAAGUUCUUCCGCAGAGCAGCGGGCCAGUCGGCGCAAGGUCGCGAUGGCGACGUGGGCGCGCAGAGCGGCAGCGGAGAUAGCGAACACGUGGAGAGCGGCUCCGUCCAGCCGCUGCAGCAGCAGCAGCAGCAACCGGCGCAGCAGCCGGGGAAGGAAGGGGAGGGGGAGGUGGUUCAGACUGUCCAGGUCCCUCCCGUUGACAGCUUUUUGAUCAGUAGGGAGCUCCUCUUGAGAGUGGCUGGUAAUGAUAGCAUCAUCGUUAUGACCCUAGGGAACUCGGGUUGGAAGGACUUCAUCUUCAAUUGGGUGAUCUCUGCCAACAGGGUGGGUAUGGGUAAUUACGUGGUCGUGGCGCUGGACGAGCCUCUGCUGAGGACACUUGACGAGCACGGGAUACCUGCAGCCAAGUCGAGACUGGGGUUUGUCGACCCGGGCGCGGCUGCAUGGGGAUCGAUAGAGUUCAAGGCCAUGCAGAAGAUCAAGCCAGCGUCGAUCGUCGACGUGUUGGAAGCCGGAUUCGAUGUCCUGGUGGCCGAUGCGGACCUGGUAUGGUUCAGAAACCCCCUCCCCUACUUCCUCUCCCAUCCGGAGCCCGACAUUCUGUGCUCCACCGACUGCCCCGUUUCGUUGAUUGACGACGCGUUCUUGCGCGCUGGAGGAGUGCGGGAGACGGGCAGGCUGGACGCCAUUGAUCCUGGCCCUUGGCCGCCGUGCGAUGGGAAGAUGUUCCACUUCAACGUGGGGCUCAUGUUCGUCCGGCGACAGGAACCGUCCCUCCGGCUGUUCCGUGAUUGGGCCUGGAGACUGUCUCGCGCCGACAAGCAGACGUGGGAUCAGCAGCUAUUCAACGACAUGGUGAAAGCCGUUCUCCCAUCUGCUACCUCCAAAGUAGUCAUCCCCUCAGGCAUCUACUACCGUCUUUUCGACGGCGUGCUACUGCUUGGUGCACUGCCUCAGGGUCUCUUCGUCAACGGCUUAUCCUUCUUCUACAGCGGGCUGCCUGUCCCUUUGCCGAUCCCAGCCUCAGCUUCCAGCUCCGGCGGAGAACCUGGUCCAGAUGGACGACUAUCCUCAUCCUCAGGGUCGGAAUCAGGACCAGAUGCAGGCUCAGCAUCCGGUCAGGAUUCCGUUACAGCAACUGCAGCACGCGGAGCAGCAGUCGUAGUUGGCCCCGGCAACAGCCAAGACGAGGCCGUUAGCCACCGUUUGCCCACGCCGUUUAUGAUGCAUACGACGUUCAUAGAAGGCGGACACAGCGCUAAGCGGAUGCGGCUACGGGACUGCGCUCUCUGGGACGUGGACCCUCCUUCAUAUCUGUUUCCACCGGAGAGGGGGUUCUUGCACUACCAACAGGUGAUUCCAGAGCAAUGGCUGGACGAAGCAGCGCGCGAUCCGGAUAAAAACCUCAGUUUGCGCAGACUGCAGUUGGGCUGGCUGCGCAACGCUCUCGCCAUCGCCUUCGUGCUGGACAGGAUCCUCAUCAUGCCCACUCUGCUCGGCGACUGGCCGUGUCCUUGGGGGGUAGACAGCAGGAAGGGACAAUUGGAGGGGGUUCGACCUCGGGGCUGGAGUGAUUACGUGUUAGACAUAGGGGCAAUGGAAGAAAAUGGAGAUGGAGAGUUGAUUCGAGGGAGUGAUUUCUUGAGCAAUCGCUGGAUUGGCCAAGAUAUAUGGCGAUCUAGGCUGAACGUUGGCGUCCUGGGAGGAGAAGGACCGCAACCACUUUCUCUUCCUCCGACGCAUCGCAGUCGCAGACGACGGCGCAGGAGGCGACGGAGACGCAGAAAAGGAAGGCCGGACAAGAGGUGGCGGCGUCUUUCCCUCAUGGAAGAGACGGUGGAGGAGGAGGAGGAGGAGGAUAUGCAGGAGGAGGAGAAGGAGAAAGAGGAGGAAAGGGGGGCUGAAAAGGAAGGUAAGAAGGUCAUGGACAAUGACCGUGACGGUACAGGCGUAGCCAUUUCAAGGCCGUUUGAUAGAAAGCUUCUGGACGUCAAGGAGACGACGAAUCUCGACGGUGAACUGUCUGACGACUCCCUAAACUGUGUGAAUGGGACUCUCUUUCCGUCGCAGGUUGCAGUGGAGAAGGCAGCUCGUGUAAAGAUUGCACGUGGCAUAACGGACGUGCAGGUGGCGGCUUGUUUUGGACCGUUGGCUCAUGUCAAACUGCUAGACUUCUCGACGAUGGCUGAAGUGUUUGGAGGAUUCGUCAAAUUUGCAGACAAGAACAGAUUCGUGAAUACGUGGGGAAAAUAUGCGAAGAAAUUCCCAGACGAUGACGUCGGACUGCUCGAUCUGUUGGUUGUUUAGAGAAAUGGGAGGCCACAUGUCGCACACACCCAACGCUCUACAGUUGCUUUUUUUUUUCUUUCAGAAAAGAAAAAAAAACACUCCAAUUUUAUAGUUUAGUUCCUGUGUUGCACUACAAACUGUAAAUGGUACACGCCACCUACGUAGACGUUCCCAGACGA
Molecule: messenger RNA, 3155 nt
Organism: Chara braunii
Lineage: Eukaryota; Viridiplantae; Streptophyta; Charophyceae; Charales; Characeae
Source: the annotation of a GenBank genome assembly